Messenger RNA from Tachyglossus aculeatus (Australian echidna), 2455 nucleotides. It is a transcript of the gene KCNJ14, whose product is annotated as potassium inwardly rectifying channel subfamily J member 14. The record is from RefSeq and is a predicted model, not a curated record. Bases 410 to 1783 code for a protein of 457 amino acids. Gene Ontology annotation, biological process: potassium ion import across plasma membrane; regulation of monoatomic ion transmembrane transport. Gene Ontology annotation, molecular function: inward rectifier potassium channel activity. NCBI's taxonomy places the organism in Eukaryota, Metazoa, Chordata, Mammalia, Monotremata, Tachyglossidae. Gene Ontology annotation, cellular component: plasma membrane. The transcript is spliced from 3 exons.
CUGAAGUGGGGGAACGGUGGGACACUGGAGAGCUGGGAGAGGUGGGACCAAAAGGCCCGGGAGGGCUAGUGGCAGAGGCUGAGGGAUUACUCUUCACUGUUGCCAUGGGUCAGAGCUAGGAUCUUGGGUUGGAUGGCCUACUGGUCGCUCCACUGUGGCAGUGGCCACGGUCUUCGGUUCUUAGACCUGAGGGCAGGGGAGACAGGGAGCUAGGCCCCGGAGAGGGAGCGGACAGGAAGGAAAAGGGGUCACAGGAAGGGUUGAGGAGGAACUGAGCGGGAAGUUGGUCCAAAGGUCCAAAAGAUGAGAGAAAGAGUGGGACUGAAGAACUGAAGAGGAGCCUGAACUAAGGGUCCUGCUGCCUGCCUCCUGCCUCCACUAGCCCGGGGCCUGCCCCACCCUUGCCCCCAUGGGCGUCUCCCGGGCCCUCCGGCGCUUCAGCGCCACAGCCGGGGCUGGCGGACCGGGGCGGGGCCGGGGCGAGAAGGAGGCCGAGGAGGCCACGGUCUGCCGCAAUGGCCGCGCCGAGGGGGACGGGGAGGGAGAGGAAGCCGGCGGGGGACGGCGGGCCCGCCACCGGGGCCGCUUCGUCAAGAAGGACGGCCACUGCAACGUCCGCUUCGUCCACCUGAGCGAGCACGGGCCGCGUUACCUCAGCGACCUCUUCACCACCUGCGUGGACGUCCGCUGGCGCUGGAUGUUUCUCAUCUUCUCCUUCUCCUUCCUGGCCUCUUGGCUCCUCUUUGGCCUCAGCUUCUGGCUCAUCGCUUCCCUUCAUGGCGACCUGGAGCCCCUGCCUGUGGGCGGCACCUCCUCCACUGCUCCCUCCCCAUGCUUCUCCCAAGUUGGCAGUUUCCUAGCUGCCUUCCUCUUCUCCCUGGAGACACAGACGUCUAUCGGCUACGGCUUCCGGAGUGUCACAGAGGAGUGCCCGGCCGCCAUCUUGGCCGUGGUGCUGCAGUGUAUUGUGGGCUGUGUCCUGGACGCCUUCAUCGUGGGCGCGAUCAUGGCCAAGAUCGCCAAACCCAAGAAGCGCAACGAGACUCUUGUCUUCAGUGAGCAUGCCGUGGUGGCCCUCCGGGAUGGCCGCCUCUGCCUCAUGUGGCGCGUUGGCAACCUUCGUAAGAGCCAUCUGGUCGAGGCCCACGUCCGGGCCCAGCUGCUCCAGCCCCGGGUCACCCCGGAGGGUGAAUACAUCCCCCUGGACCACGUGGACGUGGAUGUGGGCUUUGACGGGGGCACCGACCGUAUCUUCCUGGUCUCCCCGAUCACCAUCGUCCACGAGAUCGACGCUGCCAGUCCUCUGUACGAGCUGGGCCGCGCCGAGUUGGCCCGGGCUGACUUUGAACUGGUGGUCAUCCUGGAGGGCAUGGUGGAGGCCACAGCCAUGACCACACAGUGCCGCUCAUCCUACCUCCCCGGCGAGUUGCUCUGGGGCCACCGUUUCGAGCCCGUGCUCUUCCAACGGGGUGCUCACUACGAGGUGGACUACCGCCACUUCCACCGCACCUACGAGGUCCCGGGGACCCCCGUCUGCAGCGCCCGGGAGCUGGAUGAGCAGGGGGGGACAUCCGCUGGCAAGGCCAGUCCCCCUCCCCCGCUUGCCGCCUUCUGCUAUGAGAACGAGGUGGCUCUGAGCUGUUGUGAUGAGGAGGACGAAGAGGAAGCCAGCAGCAGCUUGGCGGGAGGAUCCCUUGCCCCACCCCUGGCCCUCACCCCGCCCCCUGAGCUGGCCCCACCUGCUUCCUUGGUCCUGCCCCCACCUGAAGCAGCCCCCCCAUGACUGGGGGACAGGGUCUGGGCUUAGCAUAGGGCUCAGAGAGGGACUGGGGGGUGUCAAUUGCCCCCCCAAUGCCCCUUGGGGAGUUGCAGAAUUGCCGCUCUUCAUUAAAUAGAAGCUCUCCCCACCUCCCCCAAGCGACACUUCAAUUCCAGGCACUUCCGUUCCAAUUUUUCAUCUGUCCUCCCACUCCACUUCCGCUCCCACCAGAUGGUUGGUUCGUCUUUUCCUGCCCCAGCGGAAAAACUAGAGGGCUCUAGACCAUCCUGGGACAUUUCUAGACCGCUGUAGGGCCUGACCCGAGGAGCCGUCUUCGGGGAGUUAGGCUGAAGCUAGAGACUGGCCAGGAAAGAGCGAGGAGGGGAGAGUGGAUGUUCCCGGGCCAGGGAAGCGAGUCUAAAAUGUUCCAGUACAUCAGGGGCCAACCUAGAAUGGCCAAGGGUUCAAGGUCACGGCCCGGGGAAAGAUUUUGGAGGACAAAGUGGACUGGUAUUGGUAGAUGGGGCGGUGUGAGGGUUUGUGUGUGCUUGUGUCCAUCCUUCUGUCUGGGUGCGCGUGUGUGUAUGUAGGUGGCUAUCCAGGUUGGGGCCUGGGCUCCAGGGGUGAGCUUAGGAGUUUCCAGAAUCCAUCCCAUUGGAAUCAUAGCCAUAUCUCAAUGUAUAUUUCUCCAGAACG